UCAGCUUCAAUCGUGUGAAUUGCGGAUCGGUCCGGAUUUUCGUUCGAUAUUGGUGCUGAUUAUUUCUUGCUAGGUGUGUGAAAAGUGUUCGGAAUGUAAAUUCUGCGAUUGGAGUGUGCCUACGGAAGGCAGUACCGUUUAAAGUUGAUUUACUCUCUGUCUGAAUCGUGAAAAAAGUGUGAUCCAUGUGCUUGAGCAUGUUUGCUGAAGUGUGAAGAAAAUCCUAGUGUCUCCUGGAAGUAAUGAACCAAGCAUUUUACAAUUCUAGUCUGUCGAUGAGCUGAGACGAAGAACGCUUUGAGUUAGGAAGUGGCCUCCAAAGGCAAUCCGAUGUAGUUUCGGAACAAAGCAAAAUUUAGAUUUUUCUCAUUGAAAGGAAACAAAAAAUCAGAACACUGCAUGCCGCUGUCCUUUGAGAUCAUACAAAAUACCAGGUUCUGUACCAAUAUGGUUUUUGUGUGAUUGACAAGUGUUGAUAAAAGCGGCAGUAUUAUCAAGUAAUAAAUCCUAGCCACUGAGAAAAUCGAUUGCGUGUCACAUAUUUCGGGGAGUGAUAACGCAUCGACCGAACGAGUGCCAGCUAGCGAGACGUAGAAUCCUCGAUACGGAAUAGAUGAAAAAUUAAAUAUCGACUGUAUUGACAACAGUUGGAACCAUUUGCCGAAUUAGUUGCGGUCGUGAAAUGUUCCAUUCGUCGAUUGUUUCUUGGACCGUUGGGCAGAGCCGUUUCAUCAAAAGAUAGCACAUCUAUCCCGCAGCUCCUGUAUUUCAUUGAUUACGACCAGUUGCGCAAGACACCUUCAGUAUAUCGCAGCAGCGGCAGCAACAGCGCUGUCAUUAUUAUCUUCGUUUGAUUUGCAAAACAAAAAUUACGAGAACGAAGCCUCCCUGACCUUCGCUCAGUGGCGAGGUUUGACUGGUAGUACUCACUGACACCAGCAAUGCCACUCGAAACUAGUGACCACCCUAUUCCCGCUCCCACGCCAUCGCCGCCACCGCAUUCUCCGGUUCCUGCGGCAAAGGACGUUCCCGAUCAGGCCAACGGUUACCAGGAACUGUAUAGCUCGAUCCGAAGCAAAAAGUCCAUCAAAUCCAAAAUUUCCACCAACUCGUUGCGCUAUGACCGCGGCAAGGAGAAACGCUAUGCGGACGGAAUGUCCACACUAGUGGAGCUCCUGACGGAAACCUCCCAGGCAUCGGUGCACGACAUCCUCAACGAUGGCGACGAAGAUCAGAUGUUCGUCACCGGUUACGAAAAAUCACCGCUUCGCAUGUUCUUCUGCUACAUUGGAUACUUUCUGACCUUCGGCAUUCUUCGGUUGGUCAUGCACUGGUGGCAGCACUGGCUGCUACUGGCAACCCACCGCGAGUGCUCGCUGGAAGUGGCCCAGAAGGUGCUCGUUCACGAACGCUACCAGGGCAAGCACGAUGCCUACUACGUCAAGAGCGUCGUGACGCUGGAUGCCGAUGCAAUCAAAGAAAUCACCGCUACCGCCAACCAGAAACCCUCCCCGAACGGAGCGAACAUCAUCAGGGAGCUGCAGUUGAUCGGCAUCACCGACCCGGCCGCAUUCUUCAAUCAGUUCAGCCCGUUCCAGGCUUCGUUCCAUCGGUCCGGCGGAAAGUUCGAACACUUUGACUCGAUUCGAUUCUUCAACUGCAAAAAACUACGCUACAUCUGGAGUAGCGAAUCGAAACGGUUCCUAAAGCUGAAGGGAUUGGACGUGGAAGUCCCGAGCGUAGCACUCCAUCACAGCAAAGGUCUGUCGCUGUACGAGCAAAACGUUCGCCGGUUGGUGUACGGUAGCAACGAGAUUCUUAUUCCGCUGCGAGGUAUCCUCACGCUGCUGUUUCUAGAGGUGCUAAAUCCGUUCUAUGUGUUCCAAAUAUUCUCCGUGUGCUUGUGGUUUGCUUACGACUAUUACUACUAUGCUACUGUGAUCCUGCUGAUGAGCGCCUUCGGAAUCUCGCUAUCGAUCAUUCAAACCCAAAAGAACCAGAAAGCUCUUUAUUCGACGGUGAAGAGCAGCGACACUGCGACAGUGCUUAGGGAUGGCUGCGAACCGGAGCAGAUCGAAACUCGCUUUCUAGUGCCGGGAGAUGUCGUCGAAAUACCUGCCAACGGAUGCACGAUGCAGUGUGAUGCGGUGCUCAUUUCCGGUAACUGCAUCUUGGACGAAUCGAUGCUAACUGGCGAAAGUGUCCCGGUUACGAAAACUCCACUACCGCUGAAGCGUGAACUGUACUACGAUAAGAAGGAUCACGCUCGGCAUACACUGUUCUGCGGAACGAAGGUCAUUCAAACUCGGUACAUCGGCAGUGAGAAAGUUUUGGUUAAGGUUAUCAACACAGGAAAUAUUACCGCCAAAGGCGGUCUGAUUCGGUCCAUCCUCUAUCCACCUCCGGUGGAUUAUAAGUUUGAAAAAGAUUCGUACAAAUUUAUCAUGGUGCUAGCCUUCGUAGCGGGUUGUGGCUUUCUGUACACAGUAGUGACGAAGAUUAUGCGAGGGGUUGGAGCUCUGAAAAUUGUUGUAGAAUCACUGGAUCUCAUUACAAUUGCUGUGCCUCCGGCACUACCUGCGGCUAUGACUGUUGGUCGAAUGUACGCCCAGAAGCGGUUGAAGAAGAACAACAUCUACUGUGUUUCACCGAGGGCGAUCAACGUGUCCGGCAGUAUUGAUUGCGUUUGCUUCGAUAAAACGGGCACACUGACCGAAGAUGGCCUAGACAUGUGGGGUGUUCUACCAAAGGACGGUACCAACCAUUUUCAGAUUCCGUUGACGGACAUUUCUAGGCUACCGAUGAGCGAACACUUGCUCAGUGGAAUGGUUACAUGUCAUUCGAUUACGUUCGUCAAUGGGGAGAUGCGAGGAGAUCCACUGGAUUUGAAAAUUUUCGAAUCUACCGGUUGGAUCCUGGAAGAGGCGAACGUUUCCGAUGAGACAAAGUACGACUUGUUGUUUCCGACGAUUGUGAAACCUCCACGAGGCGAUCCGAAUGCAACGAACCUGGAGCUGGAUGUGACGUACGAUAACUCGAAUGACAUCGGUAUUGUGCGGGAGUUCUCCUUCACCAGUGCACUGCAACGGAUGUCUGUGAUUACUAGAAAAUUGUCGGAUAACCAUUUCAAUGUUUACGUCAAGGGUUCACCCGAGAUGAUCAACAGUCUGUGCAAACCGGAAAGUAUUCCCGAAGACUUCACCCCUAAGCUAGGAUUCUAUGCGCAACAGGGCUACCGGAUCAUUGCGAUCGCUUACAAGUCUUUGGAUAAGAAGAUGAACUACACGAAGAUUCAGAAAGUGUCGCGCGAAAAGAUUGAGUGUGAUCUGGAGUUUUUGGGUUUUGUAAUUCUGGAGAAUCGGUUGAAGGCGGACACCGAGGAAGUGAUCGAUAGUUUGAAUGCGGCCAACAUACGGUGCAUCAUGGUGACCGGAGACAAUCUUUUGACGGCGGCGAGUGUCGCACACGACUGUGGUAUGGUGAUGCCGGGACAAAGUUUAGUAACACUGACGGCGCAUGCCGAUAAGACCUAUCUGGGGAAGUAUUUCUUGAGCUACGAUGUGACGGGACAACCGCAGUUAACUCAAUCAGAUAUCAUCAACGAUAAUACGGUUAGCGGGGAGAAGCGAAAUGGAAACUACGCUUUGAUGACUCAAUCGAACAGUGUCAGUAGCUGUGAAACGAUGGAUACGUGCACGAUUUCCACUCAGUUGAGCAAUUUUGAAAAGGAUGAUCAUCGGAUAACCGUGGAUGGUGUGGAUGAAAAAUCAGUAAGAGUAGAUAUGGUGGGGAAAGGAGGCUCCUUUAGGUUUGCGUUGACCGGAAAAACAUGGGCUGUGGUUAAAGAUCACUUUCCGGAUUUGGUCCCCACUAUUUUGACGUUUGGAACUGUGUUUGCACGAAUGUCACCGGAUCAGAAGCAACAUUUGAUAAGCGAUCUUCAAAAUUUGGGCUACUACGUGGCUAUGUGUGGCGACGGAGCCAACGAUUGCGGCGCUUUGAAAGCGGCACACACAGGAAUAUCGUUGUCCGACGCAGAAAGCUCGGUAGCAUCGCCGUUUACAUCGAAAAAUCCGACAAUUGCCUGUGUACCGAAAGUCAUCAAGGAGGGACGGGCGGCUCUGGUGACGUCUUUCGGUAUAUUCAAGUAUAUGGCGGCUUAUUCGCUGGUACAAUUCGCAUCGGUAUUAAUUCUGUACUCGAUCGACUCCAAUCUGACGGAUUUCGAGUUCCUCUACAUUGAUCUUUUCAUCAUCUCCGUUGUGGCGUUUUUCUUCGGAAAGACCUCCUCAUACGAUGGUCCACUGGUUAAGGAGGUACCAUCGAACUCGCUGAUAUCGUUAAGUCCUCUGCUGUCGCUGGCUUUGCAUCUGAUUGUGGCUUUAGGAUUCCAAGUCGCCGGCUGGUAUCACAUCCAGUCUCAGCCUUGGUUUACACCGUUCAAUUACACUGACGAGCUGGCGCUGAACGAUUUGGGCUGCUACGAAAACUAUGCCAUUUUUAGUAUCUCCUGUUACCAGUAUAUCAUCCUAGCGAUUGUAUUCUCCAAGGGAGCACCGUAUCGCAAAUCGAUCUUCUCCAACUACGGUUUCCUAGUUAGCAUAAUUUUCAACACCAUCGUCUCGAUUAUACUGACCAUGUAUCCUCCAGCGUGGCUACACGAGCUGUUCCAGCUAGUUAUUCCCGAGGACGACUACGUAUUCCGAGCUUACAUGGUGGCGUAUGGGUUCGCCAACUUCCUGAUUGCGCUGUUCAUCGAAAAGUACAUCAUCGACGUGAUCGCGUUCCAGAAGCUACGCUACCGCUGGCACAACAUUGCCAAGUCCCGGCGUAAAUACUUAAUGAUCGAGCAGAACUUCCGCCGAGAGGUGCAACACCCGAACGACUUUAAAACCGUGCUCGGCUGGUCCAGCGAGAAGUACGAUUACUGACACCUCCUGUGGCGGGUGACGAAGCUGGUGGUUGCGGCAGUGAUGGAGAACCAUCGCUGGCCAUUAGAACGGUAGCGACCGCCGCCAGCUGAUUAGCUGAAUGGAGUACUUUUGUUCUGUGUGUUUUUUUAUAUAACUACGCAAUUGCUGCACCGCAUAAAAGCAAACUGCCAACGUGUGUUUUUAGGUUCAUCGGUUUCGUGAAACAUUACGCAGCAAGCGUCGUAUAGGGGUUGUCCUUAGGUUAAAAGUGGAAUUUAGAGUUGUAAGUGCCAUAAAUGUAUUAUGUUUUGGUGAAGAUCAAACGACCGGAAACAGGAAGUAAAUUAUUGGAACUAUCACUUUUUCGAAGAAGGGCGACCGCAGCAAAAAAUAUACGAGCUAAUGAGAAAUGAAAAAAAAAAUUACAGGAAUUACAGCGCUGUGCAGAAUCAUAAUCAAAUAAGGACAAUAAUCAAAAUUUGUAUGAAAAUCAAAUAUUUAAACCCAAUCGGAAAGCUAUUGAAGUCAUACAGCUCUGCCUAUAUACCUAUAUUUUCUCUUGCUUCUGCACGCGUAAUUCAGAGGAUGCUUGUGAUCGUGGGAAGGUUGAGGGAUUUUUUGAAUACUGAAAGAUACAAAUCCAGUAGAAACAAAGUGCAAAGAUACUUUUUCCUGCAUAUACUUUUUGAGCAAUCUAACCAAAAACGAGUGUUUACUAUAGAAUGACAGUUCUGCUUUGGUUUGCAAUAGUAAAGUUUAGUCAAGUAUUUUGAUAUUUUUUCUUCUUUCUGAUCGUCUUAUAACAUUUGUAAUAGAAAAAAACAGAUGAAUGCUACUUACCUGGUUAUUUCCACGUAGUGUACUCACACCUGAAAAAUGACAAGAAAAAAAAAGAUUAUCCAUUGUGAAUAUAUGCUACGUAUAUGAAAAUAAGUAACGUAUAUAAAGAUUAAACCUUCAUCGAACGCAAUACAAUCAAUCGCAAGAGAUUUAGAACAACCAUCGCUAGAUGUCGCCCCGAAACAGAAUCAAAACUCAUUACAUUCAAAAGUAUUUCAGCAUCUUCAUGUAUGUAGCAAGUGACUAAAGUUCCUCUGUUGAGCGUCUUAGUAGAAACUAAAAAAUGCAGAAAAAAAGAAACUGUUUUCCUGUUAAAUUCAACAAUUUAUUUGGUUAUUCUGACAGACAUGCAUUUCGCCUAUGACUUGUUUGUAGCUUUCAUCAGUGUAUAUUUCGAAUUAAUGGUAAAGAUGAAAAAUGCAUAACAUAAUUCCUCUUGUUGCUCGCUUCAUGGUUGCUAGUCUCCAAUCCUGCGGAUUCUCACUGCUCACCAGAUGGACCAAGAGCUGGCGUUGAUGCGCCACGUCCUUCGCUCGUACUCGGGAGAUUCGAAUAGAUUCGGUAGACCACUCGAUUCGCUUCCGAUUUAAAAUCAGCGAACAAACGGUGCAUGGGAACUCUGUAUUUACCAUCUUUUCAAAGGAUCUGCCGCAGCGUAAAUAUUCACCAAACAGACUGGACAAAUUCACACAAAUCUGUUCACAAGAGUCAAUAAUGUCGAUGGAAAAUGCUUAGGAAGAGCACCUAGUGGGCGGUGGUUGUGAUCGCAAAAUAGUUCUUACAGUCCAACUUGUCACACCUUUCAUUUAGGCCGGUCAAAUAACUUCAUCCUUUCAUUCCUACAGUAGCUGUUCAGUAUUCCAUAAAUCUUGCUUCUGCAGCUCGGCCAUCAUAAUUAGAGCUGUGUCUCGCUUGUCCGUGAUUUAGCGUGGUCAUUCUAAAGAAAAAAGGUUGCUUGCGCUGUCAUCAUGCGACCAGAAGUCGUGCCGGAGUUGGUUACACGAUCUUUUUGUUGGUUACUCGCAUCCCAGUUGGCACCCCGAGAGGUAAGAUCUCGCUAGCUGGAAGGUUAAGGUUCACUAAGUGGGAAUUGUAUUGCGCCUUGGAUGCAGGCCAGUACAGAUUUUUUAUAUUAUUAGCUUUGAUAGUCCUUUUUCCAGUCCAUUCAAUUCGGUGGUAACGACGGACUGCCCAUUGGUGCUCCUUUCGAUUGUUUGUAGCCUCUAAAUGCGAAGUGGUUCUCUUUCAUACACAAUCGUGUCAGUCUCAAGUAUCCUUCUACUUUUUUCUAUAUUCUCCUUUUUUAUUCUACAUAAUUGAGUCCCAUUCUUUCAUUACUCGAUUAACCCGUUGUACCAUUUUGAAUAUAGACAUCUAUUAUGGGCCGUUACUGAUUUUCUACAGCAUCUGUAUUUUGUAGUCCUUCCUCCUUUUUCGUUAUGAUAACUUUGUUCUCUUUUUUGUCACGUUACGUAUCAUAUUGAUAAUUGUUUAACUCAUUGACGAUACAGACAUCGGGGUUUUUCCUUUUCCUUUCCAAUUUUUUUUAAUGACUCGACGAAGCUUACGCCUCUAUUGUACAUACCUUACGAAACAGUGUAAUCGGUACGGUUUCAGUUUGUUCCAAACUGACAAUGAUAAAGUCUGCAAAUCGUAGGCGAAGUACUUAUCUGUAAGAAUAAAAAAAAAUAACUAGUAGACUUGAUCCAGGAAAGGGUUUCUUACUUUCUUUACAUGCAGUAAUUGUUUUUCGACAACAAAUGCGAGCAGCAGACCGUCAAAGAUCGAAACCAAUACGUUAAUAAACUGUAGGCAAAACUCGCACAUCAGGCGUAUUAUUAAACAUUAUAUUCCCUGGCUAUAGCUUGCCUGUUUGUUUUUUCGAAUUGCAUGCAAGGGAACAGAGCUUUUGUUCCACACAUUCUCACUAUUGUUAGGCGAUAACCGAAAAAAACACUGCAAAAUAACAUUAGGUCAUACACAUACCUUCUCGGGCUUUCUCAGAAUGUAUGAGAAUUGCAUUUUUUGUGCAAAAACGGCGCAUCUUGAGAUAAUAUUAAGAGCAACCAAUUAGCACUAAAAAAUACAGUUGCAUUCAGCAUAUAACUACCGAUUAUACGACACAAGUGAGGGCUAAUUUAUUAAAACAUAGACGGUGUUGGUUAGCACUUUGCUACACGUAGGACAAUUACCAUACAUUAAGUUUAACAUAGUGCUUUUAAUUGAACCGGGAAUGCAGCGUUGAAACGGCCCAGUCACCUAGUGACUGAACCAAGUAACCACAUACUUAAGCAUUGAUUUAAAUAGAAAUAUCGAUUAUUCACAUCAAGAAAAUAUUUAUGACCGCUACAAUUUUUUAGUAUGAUUUUUUUGCUUAUAUUUAUCAUCAUAACUUGUUACUACAUUUUAGCGAAAUAGAUAUAGGAAGGCAGAAAACUAAAUUUGGGAGGCGAACGUUAUUUGAAAAUGAUUUGAAUGUAAAUCGAAACUAACAAGGUAGCAAAUUUGCAAUGCACCCAGAAGAUAUCAAAGAACUUCCUCACAUAUUAGAACCGGACAUUCGUUUUGCGUGUAUCACGGUAGCGUACGACACGUUUGAAUCGAGUGACACGUAAGAUAGACAACUUUUACCAGGUAGCAGUAGCGGCCAGAGUAGUUGUAAUUGGUGCCGAUUCACUCUUUUCAUUUAGUCUCUGGUUUGAUGUUGAAACAAAAAAGUGUGCAAAUUGUUCAAAAAGAGAAUGUUUACAUUCGGCAGGACUUAAUCAAAUCAUACUUGAAAAAAAUAAAAAAAUAAAACAAAGCAUCUCUACAGAAGAAAAUGUAACAGAAUUAUGUACAUAUACCGGGAAAUAUUUUACAACAAAUAAAGGUUACUAUUAUAU
This is a messenger RNA of Sabethes cyaneus, 8638 nucleotides long. RefSeq names its product polyamine-transporting ATPase 13A3 (gene anne). The coding region runs from base 942 to 4931 and encodes 1329 amino acids. Gene Ontology annotation, molecular function: ATPase-coupled monoatomic cation transmembrane transporter activity; polyamine transmembrane transporter activity; ATP binding. The transcript is spliced from 3 exons. Gene Ontology annotation, biological process: intracellular calcium ion homeostasis; polyamine transmembrane transport. Gene Ontology annotation, cellular component: membrane. Lineage: Eukaryota; Metazoa; Arthropoda; Insecta; Diptera; Culicidae. The record is from RefSeq and is a predicted model, not a curated record.